UAAGACAUGCCUGCCAAUUUUAUAAAUUAAUAGGACUAAUGUCUGUAAAAUAUUUGUUUAAGAACGAUUUUUCACGAUGAAUAUAAAGCAAGAUACUUCAGAGAAAGACCUUUUAGGUGCGAUAAAGAAAUUGUUAAAAAAGAGUGGACAUCUCGAAAAAAUACAAGCGGAGACUCGAGCCAAAGUGACCGAAAUUCUGCAGGAAAGGCAAGAAUACUUGGACUCUGGUACGCAGCGGCCGAGCGCGCCUGCGCCGACCGAUGCUGUGCUGCUCACCAACGAACUCGUGCUUGAGUACCUACAGUGGAACGGGUACUUAUAUACAGCUUCAGUAAUGGUAUCUGAAGCUGCUAUGCCAGCCGAACGUCGCAAGCGCACCGAGCUCUGCGCCGAGGUUGGAGUGAGAGACGACGAGAAGUCUCUCUCGCUCCCGCUACUGUCCAACAUUGUGGCCGCGUACAUAGAGCGCAUCAAACGCAAGAUCAGCAAGAGUAAGAGAGAUGGAUAGAUUAUUUCUUUAAUAAAAGUGAAAUUUACUUUGAAA
Molecule: messenger RNA, 544 nt
Organism: Cydia strobilella
Lineage: Eukaryota; Metazoa; Arthropoda; Insecta; Lepidoptera; Tortricidae
Product: centrosomal protein 20-like
Exons: 3
Coding region: 77-508 (143 amino acids)
Biological process (GO): microtubule anchoring
Cellular component (GO): microtubule organizing center
Molecular function (GO): protein binding
Source: RefSeq, a predicted model, not a curated record